AUGCGAUUCACUCGCAAGCUCGUUCGACAGCAGCCCUGGUGGCUGCUCGUCGGCGUGCUCGCCUUCUUCCUGCUCUCCUCCCUCACCACUGCAGCUCCCGCGCAGGCUCUCAUCCGCCGCGCCGACGAGAUUCAGUCAGCUGCUGCUCCACCAGCUGGUGCUCCGCCCGCCAGCUCCCCUCCCGCGCCCGCUGUCGGCGGUGCUGCUCAAGCUGUCGGGCCUUCCGGUCCCGCUCGAUGGAUCGCCGCGGGCAAGAGCAGUAUCGAUCGACUUGGCGAAAGCAUCGCUCGCUUGCGAACGAACGCGGAAGAACAGAUGGCUGCUCUCCGUCAAAAACUUGGCAGCGCAAAGGACGCCACUGUCAAUGCUGCUGAUCGCACGGCUCAGUUCUUCAAGUCUGCAUCCGCUCGAUCGAAGGAUGCCUACGACAAAUUGAAGGAUGCCUUAGCCCGAUCCAAAGAGGCGAUCAAAGACUUCUCCCUCAAGGACACCAUGUCAAGGCUCAUGGGUAAAUGGAGAACUCGUGAUCGUCCAGGUGAGACCCAGAUCGACCCCAACUUUGUCUGGACGGACAGGGAGAUCGAAGCGAACCUGGCGAGAUUCAAGUCGCCCAAGCCUUCGCCCGAGGAGAUCGCAGCUCAUCUCGCCAAGAUGACACCUCGGCAGCGCGCCGGUCUCGGUGCAAUCCAAGAGGGCGUGCAAGUGACUCCCGAGAUGAUCAAAGAAGAAGAAGAGGCGGAUGCGAGACGACAAAAUCAUCAGAAGCUCAUGGCUGAAGCCAUGGGCGAGGCCGAAAACGAGCACAAGCCCUCCCCUUCGGUCGCCUCUGAAGCUGCUGAUCUUGCGGGCAAGGCCAAGCAGACUCUGCAGGAAGGUGCUGGCAGCGUGGAAAAGGUCUUCGACGAGGCUAAGAGCAAGGUGCAUCUGCGCAAGCGCAGCCCUGCACCCGGCUCUGCUUCCGACUGGACUCCAGUCAGCACUCUUCGCUACGAUGGUGCCGGCUACAACUUUGUUCGCAGGGUGGGUGGACAGAUGUACAUCUAUCCCGUGAACCUGCCUGGCAGUGGAGACGGUCCGUACAGGUGGGAGGAUCUGCCGAGCAGCCAUCAAGCGCAGCUGAAAAAGUCGGUCGAGAACCUCAAGAAGGCACAGGCCAACGGAUGGGCCCGAGCAGAGCACCACAUGGGCGUCUCGCCCACUCAGGGCAGUCGUAACGGCUUCUAUAGGCUUCCUGGCUUCGCGCAGGACGACAUUGUCGUCAAGCGCAGAGGAAACGACUUCCGCUUCGAGUAUUUGCAGUCAGGCCUCUUCCGCUCUUCCCGCAAGACUGUGCCUUUCAGCGACCUUCCGGAGCAUCUCAAGCUGUUUGCAUCGAACUACGUGGCGCGACACCCCGACGUGCCUUGGGCUUCUGUGCUGCACCGCCUCAGGAAGCGAGCACCUGCCGGCUCGAGCUCCGGAUGCCAGCAAGUUGAUUCUCUCCCAUACCAAGGAGCCGGCUACAACAUUGUUCGCGGGCGCAACUCUUUGAAGUUCUACUCUAUCCUACCAGGUUCUGACCAUGCGAUCGUAUCCAGAACCUGGGAACAGCUGCAUCGCGCGGAGCAGGAUGAGCUUCGCGCCUCGGUGAGCAAGAUCGACGAGGCGGUCAAGAAUGGUGGACGCGAUGCGGACCAGCAUAUUCGAGUCUCGGAGCAUUUCUGGGAUCCAAGUGGCUUCUAUACCACCAAGGGACGCAGUGCGCACACCAUCUCCGUGCUCAAGAAAGGCAGCAAGUACAAAUUCGAGUAUCUCAAGCCAGGCGUCAUGUGGGACAGCCGUGUGCGAGUGCCGUUCGAAGAUCUGCCGAGCCAUCUCAAGACGUACGUCAGGUCACUUGUGCAAGGUAACCCCGAACUGCCGUGGGCGUCUGUCAUCGGUCGCCUGCGCAAGCGUGCUCCGCCCAACCAAGAGCCUCGCAUCGUCAACUAUCCCGGCGAAACGAUUCGGCUGAUGAAGGCUCGAGAUGGCACGUACGUGUUCCACAUGAUGCCAGCGCGGACGACUCAGACUCCGCAAGUCAGGAGCUGGUCGCGUCUUCCCGAAGACGUCAAGGCUCACAUCCGCCGCAACAUGCGAAACGUCUACGAUGUUGCCCACAGCCGAAUGUCGGUCGCCGAGGCUCGAGCCCGUCAGGUCCGCGUAGCCGAACGCUAUGAGGACUUCAACAACGUCUACGCUCACCCCAGUCGAAAGCCCGAGACGAUCCACAUCAUCCCUGAUAGCACCCACACGUACGUCUUCCAGAGGCAGGUCAACGGCCGUCUCCAGGCGCCCGUGCCCUACAAUCAGCUGCCCGAGAACCUGCAAAGGUACCUAUGGGACGAGGAUAGCAUUCGCAGCGUCAUCUCAUCUCUUGGCGGACACCGCUUCCGCAAGUAG
Messenger RNA from Moesziomyces antarcticus, 2421 nucleotides. RefSeq lists its product as uncharacterized. Lineage: Eukaryota; Fungi; Basidiomycota; Ustilaginomycetes; Ustilaginales; Ustilaginaceae. The record is from RefSeq and is a predicted model, not a curated record. The transcript has a single exon. The coding region runs from base 1 to 2421 and encodes 806 amino acids.